Aegilops tauschii subsp. strangulata is the source of this 360-nucleotide messenger RNA. RefSeq lists its product as uncharacterized. The record is from RefSeq and is a predicted model, not a curated record. Lineage: Eukaryota; Viridiplantae; Streptophyta; Magnoliopsida; Poales; Poaceae.
AUGACAAAGGAUGCUGAGAUAAAAAAAUUAAAGGCUGUUGUUCACCAGUUAAAGCAAAUUCAUGUAGCUCAAGCCACUGUCAUUAGGAAUUUGAAGUUCAACCAUCUUAAAGAGAAGGAAAAGUUGAGCUCUGAUAAGAGGACUUUGGAGAUUUGCUAUGCUGACCUGAAGAAAGAGAAGGAUGACCUGAAGAAAGAGAAGGAUAAGCUGGAUUGUUGCAUUGCUGAGCUGAUGAAAGUGAAGGAGAAGUUGACCAUGGAGAAGAGUACUCUUGCUUCCUGCAUUGUUGAGCUCAAGACAGCAGGUGAUAGCAACAAGAGGAAGCUUCACCAGAUUAAGGCUAUUUGUGAUGAGGACUAA